AUGUCAUUCCCUAAGAUAGAGGGAUAUAUCGUGACUGAAAAACUCGGCUCUGGAAGUUAUUCCACCGUGUACAAAGCGUAUACAAAGGUCGGUGCAAGAUCAGUAGUGGCUGUAAAAUGUGUGGAUAAAUCGAGAGUAAAGCAUUCCGGAGCUGCCAUCGAUAAUUUGAUUACCGAGAUAAGACUUCUAAAGACGUUACGACAUCCACACAUAGUACAUAUGAAGGAAUUCACUUGGGAUGCAAAAAAUAUCUACAUUAUAACCGAAUACUGCUGUGGCGGGGAUUUGUCUAAAUAUAUCCACAAGUAUGGCAGAGUUCCCGAACAUCAAGUGUUAUAUUUCUUACAACAACUAGCCUCAGCUUUGAAAUUCUUGAGAGAAGAAGGUGUUGUACACAUGGAUUUGAAGCCUCACAAUCUUUUACUUCACAAAGACUCGGAUAACAAAUAUUUAUUAAAAGUAGCUGAUUUUGGGUUUGCGCAGCACCUGACAGAAGAAUCAAUGAGAUCAGUCCGAGGCUCGCCUCUGUACAUGGCACCGGAAAUGAUCCUAGGAAAAUAUGAUGCCAGAGUUGAUCUGUGGAGCGUUGGUGUUAUUAUGUACGAGUGUCUGUUCGGUAGAGCUCCUUACUCAUCGGCGACGUUGAAGGAAUUGGUGGACAAGAUACAAAGACAAGCUCCAAUACAGAUUCCUUCAAAUUCCUCGCUGUCCGCGGGCUGUCUUGAUCUUCUUACUAGACUGCUACAACACGAUCCCAAUAAACGCAUCUCCUACGAGGAGUUCUUCAACCACGAGUACUUGGACCUGGAAUACAUGCCUUCAAAGCAGAACUAUAAUACGGCGGUAGGUCUAAUCAAGCGAGCCAUAGAACAUGACAGUGAGGGUCGUCUGAAGGACGCGCUGGAGGGGUACAGGACGGGGCUGAGGUACCUGGUGCCCGCCGCCAGGGUACACACGGACCCCGCGAGGAGGAGCGCGCUGGCUGCCAAGCUGGAGAGGUACAUGGAUAGGGCGGAGGAAAUUAAGAGAUUGUUAAGUGGCCAGAGCCCCACACCUUCGACGCCCAUAUUACCCGAAGUGACACCGCGGAGCCCUAUCUGCGGGGGCUGCGCCAGCGGACAGGAAUCCGGAACUAGCUAUGAGUUCCAAGAGAUUCGCACCAUUCAAGAAACUUAUGCCGAAGAAGCGACAGAGACCAAUAAAAACACGAACAACGAAGAAAAUAAACAAAACGAUGAAGUGAAAACCAAAAAAGACAAACGCGGAGCAUUCGCAAGGUUCCUGCGUAGACCGCUACCAGAUAUCACGAACAAAGAUGUGAUAACAUUGCCCAGCAUCAAAAGCGCGUUAUGGGCAAGUCAAGGGCUGAGGGUCCAGCCUUUGCAAACGCGUUCAGGGUACGAGGACCACUCCACGGAGAAGAUUCUUGCUGCGCAAGAAACCUUCGUAGCCCUAAGACGUGCUCAGUCCCCGUUCUACAAGAUCUGCGCCAAGGAGUUCUGUUGCAGCGGCGUGGGUUGGCUCGUCAUCCUGGGACUAGCCAGCACCUUCAUAGCAUUCACCGUGCUGAUGGUCAAAUUCCUCAAUGAAGCCAAACCUAUAACUUUGGCCAGCAUCAAAAACGCGUUAUGGGCAAGUCAACGCCUGAAGGUCCAGCCUAUGCCAACGCGAUCAGGGCCCAAGGACCAGUCCGCGGAGAAGAUUCUUGGUUCGGGACACACUUUAGGUGUAUCGUUAUAA
Molecule: messenger RNA, 1740 nt
Organism: Danaus chrysippus (African queen)
Lineage: Eukaryota; Metazoa; Arthropoda; Insecta; Lepidoptera; Nymphalidae
Source: the annotation of a GenBank genome assembly